Diversispora eburnea is the source of this 605-nucleotide messenger RNA. NCBI's taxonomy places the organism in Eukaryota, Fungi, Glomeromycota, Glomeromycetes, Diversisporales, Diversisporaceae. The record is from the annotation of a GenBank genome assembly.
AUGAGACAAUUACCUUCAACUUCUUCAAGUCCUAUUUCAACUCCUGUUACUUCUACUACUUACACUUCAUUUUCACGUCCCAGUUCACUUAGAAUUCAUACAUAUUCACAUACUGGUGAAAAGCCAUUUGUUUGCACAGAACCAGGAUGUGGUAGAAAAUUUUCAGUACAAAGUAAUAUGAGAAGACAUCUUCGAGUUCAUCGAAUGGGUAGACCUGCAAAGAAAAAUCGUUAUGAUGGUGAAGUAGAAGGACUUAAGCAAGCUCAAGCCACAGGAACACCCAUAAAAACACAAGCAAGAGCAUGUACAAUAUUACCCGCAUUUGUAGGAUUAAAAUUUUUAGUUCAUAAUGGUAAAAAUUAUGUUCCUGUUACAAUUGCUGAAGAAAUGAUUGGUCAUAAAUUGGGGGAAUUUAGUCCAACUAGACAGAGAUUUACUUUUAGAAAGACCAAGAAUAAACAUUACGCGUUAAUCGAUUGUCCGGGUCAUGCUGAUUAUAUUAAAAACAUGAUUACUGGUGCUGCCCAAGCUAACGGUGGAAUUUUAGUAGUCGAUGCUAGUAAAGGAGUAGGAGGACAAAAACAAGCUGAGGAACACCUUCUAAA